This is a messenger RNA of Apaloderma vittatum (bar-tailed trogon), 2362 nucleotides long. Its product is annotated as metabotropic glutamate receptor 2-like. Gene Ontology annotation, molecular function: group II metabotropic glutamate receptor activity. Gene Ontology annotation, cellular component: membrane. The record is from RefSeq and is a predicted model, not a curated record. Gene Ontology annotation, biological process: G protein-coupled glutamate receptor signaling pathway; regulation of synaptic transmission, glutamatergic. Lineage: Eukaryota; Metazoa; Chordata; Aves; Trogoniformes; Trogonidae.
UUCCCCAGCGCCCCCCAUGGCGGUCCCCUGGGCUCCCUGGCUGUGGCUGAGGCACCUGGCCCCCUGCCUGGCUGCUGGGCACGGCAUGGCCAGCAAGAAGGAGAUCAGCAUCGACGGAGACCUGGUGAUUGGAGGCCUCUUCCCCGUUCAUGAGAAAGGAGUUGGGACUGAAGACUGUGGCAAGAUCAACGAGCACCGGGGCAUCCAGCGCCUGGAGGCCAUGCUCUUCGCCUUGGAUGAGAUCAACAAGGAUGGGAGCAUCUUGCCGGGGGUGAGGCUGGGCGCCCACAUCCUCGAUACCUGCUCCAAAGACACCUACGCCCUCGAGCAGUCCCUCGACUUUGUCCGUGCCUCCCUUACCAGGGUGGACGGCUCCGAGCACAUCUGUCCCGAUGGCUCCUAUGCUCUCCAUGAUGACGUGCCCACUGCCAUCACUGGCGUCAUCGGGGGCUCCUACAGCGAUGUUUCCAUCCAGGUGGCCAACCUACUACGGCUCUUCCAGAUCCCGCAGAUCAGCUAUGCCUCCACCAGCGCCAAACUCAGCGACAAGUCCCGGUACGACUACUUUGCCCGCACCGUCCCGCCGGAUUUCUACCAAGCCAAAGCCAUGGCGGAGAUCCUCCGCUUUUUCAACUGGACCUAUGUCUCCACUGUGGCCUCAGAGGGUGACUAUGGGGAGACAGGGAUUGAGGCUUUUGAGCAAGAAGCCCGCAUGCGCAACAUCUGCAUUGCCACCUCAGAGAAGGUGGGGCGCUCCAUGAACAAGAAGACCUACGACGGGGUGGUCCGGGCUCUGCUGCAGAAGCCCAACGCCAGAGUGGUCGUGCUUUUCACCCGAAGUGAAGAUGCCCGGGAGCUCCUGGCGGCUGCCCAGAGAGCCAACGUGUCCUUCACAUGGGUGGCCAGUGAUGGGUGGGGAGCCCUGGAGAGUGUGGUGGCUGGAAGCGAAGCGGUGGCCGAGGGAGCCAUCACCAUCGAGCUGGCAGCCUACCCCAUUAAGGAGUUCGCUGCCUACUUCCUUAACCUCAGCCCCUACAAUAACAGUCGAAAUCCCUGGUUUCGGGAGUUUUGGGAGCAGAAGUUCAAGUGCAGCUUCCACACGCAGGACUGCAGCCGAUACUCCCUCAAGGCAGGCAAGUUUGAGCCAGAGUCCAAGAUCACGUUCGUGGUCAAUGCAGUCUAUGCCAUGGCUCACUCUCUCCACAACAUGCACCGGGCGCUCUGCCCCAAUGCCACCAAGCUCUGCGAUGCCAUGAAGCCCGUCAAUGGCAAGAGGUUCUACAAGGACUUUAUACUCAAUGUUAAUUUUGAUGCUCCGUUCAGGCCAGCAGACACCAAGAGCAUCGUUCGAUUUGACCGCUACGGUGAUGGGAUCGGGCGCUACAACAUCUUCAACUAUCACCGCACGGACGGGCGGUAUCGGUAUCAGAAGGUGGGCUACUGGGCUGAAGGGCUCAUCCUCAACACCAGCCUCAUCCCGUGGGCUGAGACCUCCAUCCCCGUGUCCCAGUGCAGUGACCCCUGCAAGAAGAACGAGAUAAAAAGCAUGCAGCCCGGAGACAUAUGCUGCUGGAUCUGCAUCCCCUGCCAGCCCUAUGAGUACUUGCUGGAUGAGUUCACCUGCAUGGACUGCGGUCUUGGUUACUGGCCCGGCUGCUACGAGUUGCCCCAAGAGUCCAUCCGCUGGAAGGACGCCUGGGCCAUUGGUCCCGUCACUAUCUCUUGCCUGGGUUUUAUCUCCACCCUCUUCGUUUUCGGAGUCUUCAUGAAGAACAAUGACACUCCCAUUGUGAAGGCCUCUGGCCGGGAGCUCUGCUACAUUCUACUGACCGGGGUCCUCAUGUGCUACAGCAUGACCUUCAUCUUCAUCGCGAAGCCCUCCACCGAGGUGUGCACGCUCCGGCGCCUGGGGCUGGGCACGUCCUUCGCCGUCUGCUAUUCAGCCCUCUUGACCAAGACAAAUCGCAUUGCCAGGAUCUUCAGCGGGGUAAAGGAGGGGGUUCAGCGCCCCCGGUUCAUAAGCCCCACAUCGCAGGUUGUUAUAUGCAUGGCCCUCAUCUCUUGCCAGCUGAUCAUUGUCAUUAUCUGGCUGCUGGUGGAGACCCCCGGCACAGGCAAGGAGACCGAGCCUGACAAGAGGUACAUUGUCACCCUCAAGUGCAACAACCGUGACUCCAACAUGCUCAUAUCGCUCACCUACAAUGUCCUCUUGAUUGUCCUCUGCACGGUCUAUGCCUUCAAGACACGGAAAUGCCCCGAAAACUUCAAUGAGGCCAAGUUCAUUGGGUUCACCAUGUACACGACCUGCAUCAUCUGGCUGGCCUUCCUGCCCAUCUUCUACGUGACCUCCAGCGACUACCGA